AUGUCUACAUCUAACGCCAAUUUUAAAAACAAGUGCGUUACACAGGUGAACUGUAUAUUUUGUGAAAGUCUGCUUUGCACAAGAGGCAUGAAGGCAGUGCUCCUUGCGGACACCGAAGUUGAGCUGUUUUCGACUGAUAUACCUCCAAAUAGAACUGUGGACUUUGUGGCCAGCUGCUAUUCUACUGAAAGCUGUAAAUGCAAAUUGAGAGACAUCGCUUGUCUUAAAUGUGGUAAUGUUGUUGGCUACCAUGUAGUAGCCCCCUGUAAACCCUGCCUGCUCUCCUGUAACAACGGUCAUUUCUGGAUGUUCAAUAGUGAUGCUGUGUCAACUCUUAACAGACUGGAUGCAACAGGUCUCAAUCUGCUUUUGUGGGGAGAUCUUCCUGAACUAGAUGACAGUGAAAAUGAAGAAUCAGAAAGCCCAUCAGAGGAGGAGUGCAUAAGGUAG
Molecule: messenger RNA, 450 nt
Organism: Menidia menidia (Atlantic silverside)
Lineage: Eukaryota; Metazoa; Chordata; Actinopteri; Atheriniformes; Atherinopsidae
Source: the annotation of a GenBank genome assembly